Messenger RNA from Osmia lignaria (orchard mason bee), 4229 nucleotides. RefSeq names its product glycogen [starch] synthase (gene GlyS). The record is from RefSeq and is a predicted model, not a curated record. Gene Ontology annotation, cellular component: cytoplasm. NCBI's taxonomy places the organism in Eukaryota, Metazoa, Arthropoda, Insecta, Hymenoptera, Megachilidae. Gene Ontology annotation, biological process: glycogen biosynthetic process. Gene Ontology annotation, molecular function: alpha-1,4-glucan glucosyltransferase (UDP-glucose donor) activity.
GGUACAUACGUAAGUACCCGCGUCAUCGGAAGGAAAGGACUGAUCGUAAGCCAAAAUGAUUUCAUAGCCGCUCAAACUUUCAGAUAUCUCGUGCCAUCUGUGGUUGCGACAGAAAUACAAGCAAUGUGUUUAUCAGUGAAUCGUCGAAGAUUCAUCGUCGGAUUCAAAGUAUGUCGAGAAGCCGACUCGAGCCUCGUUGAGCCCUUGUGACCUUUCGUAGUUUGUGGUGACCUUCACGCGAGGUUGACUGUGGAGCUGCUCGUACAUCCAUCUACUUCUCCUCUUCGUCUUUUCCCUUUUCUAUUGUGAAACAUUAUUACAAGGAGAAACCUUAAGAGCCAGCAAAAUGUCAAGGGAACGUGUAUCUAGAAGAUUUUACCGUACGUACAGUAGUAAUGAUUUACAUGAAUUUAUGGAUCGUGGAUACAGUGCCCAACAUGAAAAUAGAUGGAAUUUUGAAGUUGCAUGGGAAGCUGCCAACAAAGUUGGGGGUAUAUACACGGUAAUAAGGUCCAAAGCUUUUGUUUCAACUGAGGAAAUGGGAGAUCAGUAUUGUCUUAUUGGUCCAUACAAAGAAACUUCAGCUAGAACUGAAGUUGAGGAAGCAGACUUUCCAAAUAACAAUCCCUUGCACUUAGCUGUUCAAGUUUUACGUGAUCAAGGAUUUAAAGUGGUAACAGGAACAUGGCUGGUUGAUGGAAAUCCACAAAUAAUUCUCUUUGAUAUUGGAAGUGCAGCAUGGAAGCUGGAUGAAUACAAGCAGGAAUUAUGGAACACAUGUAAUCUUGGUAUUCCUCACCUCGAUAUAGAAGCGAAUGAUGCCGUUAUUCUCGGUUAUCUCGUUUGCCAAUUUAUCACUGAAUUUAGAAAAGCUGCAGAGGGAUACUCAGAUGUUCCACCACGUGUAGUAGUACAUUGUCACGAAUGGCAAGCGGGUGUCGGUUUAAUUGCAUUAAGAACUAGACACGUGGAUGUAGCUACGGUUUUCACUACGCACGCUACGCUUCUUGGUAGAUAUCUUUGCGCGGGAAAGACUGACUUUUAUAAUAAUUUAGAUAAGUUUAAUGUCGAUGAAGAGGCAGGAAAGCGACAAAUUUAUCACAGAUAUUGUAUGGAACGUGCAGCUACGCACUUAGCGCACAUAUUUACGACUGUUUCGGACAUAACAGGUUUCGAGGCCGAACACUUGUUGAAACGGAAACCAGAUAUAAUUACGCCAAAUGGUUUGAACGUGAAGAAAUUCGCGGCAAUACACGAAUUUCAAAACUUACAUGCUGUUAGUAAAGAAAAAAUACACGAAUUUGUUAGAGGACACUUCUAUGGUCAUUAUGAUUUUGACCUGGAUAAAACUUUAUACUUUUUUAUUGCUGGACGUUAUGAAUUUGGAAACAAAGGAGCCGAUAUAUUUAUCGAAGCUUUAGCCCGAUUAAAUCAUUACUUAAAAUCAUCUAAACCUGAUACCACUGUAGUGGCUUUUCUUAUUUUCCCAGCGCGCACCAAUAAUUUUAACGUAGAAUCGUUACGAGGUCAUGCUGUUACCAAAUCAUUGAGAGACACGAUUAACGACAUACAACAAAAGAUAGGAAAACGUAUGUACGAGUUGUGUCUUUCUGGUCGCAUGCCUGAUGCUCAAGAUCUUUUACAAAAAGAAGACACUAUCAAAAUUAAACGGUGUUUGUAUGCUCUACAGAGAAACGGACUACCCCCAAUUACUACGCACAAUGUGAUCGAUGACUGGAAUGACCCAGUUUUAAAUUCUAUCAGAAGAUGCAAUCUUUUUAAUACAGUUAAUGAACGAGUUAAGAUAGUAUUUCAUCCAGAAUUUUUAUCAUCAACAAAUCCGUUAUUUGGUCUCGACUAUGAAGAAUUUGUAAGAGGGUGUCACUUGGGAGUCUUCCCCUCGUAUUACGAACCCUGGGGCUACACUCCAGCGGAAUGUACAGUUAUGGGUAUUCCCAGUAUAACUACGAAUCUAUCUGGUUUUGGAUGCUUUAUGGAGGAACAUAUAGCCGAUCCAAUGAGUUACGGUAUUUACAUCGUGGAUAGAAGAUUCAUUGGUCUGGAGAAUAGCGUUCAACAACUUGCUCAUUACAUGUUCGACUUUGCACGACUCAGUCGCCGGCAGCGUAUCAUUCAAAGAAAUCGUACGGAACGUCUUAGCGAUCUUCUUGAUUGGAGAAACCUUGGCAUCUAUUACCGUCAAGCCAGAAUCCGAGCUUUGAUAGCCGUGUAUCCGGAAUUAACUUCUGAGUACGCUGAAGGUGGAGUAGGUCGUUUCAGUUAUCCCAGACCUAUCAGCGAGCCGCCAUCACCCACUUCUUCCAGAUACACUACUCCGACUGCUUCGGUUCACGGUUCUGAUGACGAAGACGAAGACGAAGUUGACGAAGAGAAAGAGCUGGCGGAAUUGCGUCAAACAAAUAGCAGAUAAAUGUUAAAAUGAUGAAAAACUUAGCAUGGUAAACGAUAACUCACAUUAGAUGAAGACGUGGAGACUUUGCAAUAAUAGUGCCAACAAUUUGAUCAGUAUGGUCAGAUCCUCCAUGAAAAUUUAAUUUGUAAGCUACUCAUUGUAUUUCAUUCUUGCCGUUGCUCGUCAUACUAUCCUUUUGUUACUUCUAUAACGACAGAUUUGCGAAAAAUUCAAUCACAACAAAAUAACGGUAUGUACAACCAAUAUUUACACCCGACAUUCAAAAUCGUUACAAGUAAGUCUUCCACGAAUCAUGCACCCCGCGUUUUGAAUUAGUAAUAUUGUUGUAUUUUGAGAACUAUAUUUGAUGUUAUAUAUAUGCGUAUAUUUACCCAGUGUUCCUAUUAUAUGUAGAGGCAGCUAUAUCUUUAUGACAAUUAGCGCGCGAAGAAAAGCUACUCAUGAUUUUCAAUUCUCGAAACACCAUGAUGAUCUACCACUCCUUUGUGAUUCCUAUGGGUUGAUCUUCUUGUUUUCUGAAAAUGAAACUUUCGAAUAUACAUUUUUAAUCGCUUUCGACAUUUCGUUGCGUCAAGGAUUUUAAAUUGUAAAUUUCGAACGCCCUCAAUAAUUAUCGGCGACUUAAUCAGUUUGUAAGAAUUAUUAUAUUAUUAAUUAUUAACGUAAUAUACAAAACAAAGUGCUAAAAAGUUACAUUCUCUUUUGCGGCGAAAUCAUUACAUUUGGCAUUUCACGAUUACCAAAACUGUCUUGUCUUCUGCAAAAAAUUGUUCAAAUAAAUAUGUACAUGAUUCAGAAACGAACAACAUACUACAUAACAAUACGCCUUAAUAAUAACAAGUACAACAAUAUACAAAGCCACUAAAUCAACAUUUUUUUUUUUUUUGCGAUCAAGUUAAAAGUAUUUCAAUGUCUUUGAUGGUUAUUACACAUGAGAGAGAGAGAGAUAAAGAGAUAGUGAAAUUUUGGAAUGGUUCAUUACCACGUGAAGCUAGGUAAAGACGAGGAGAUGCAUAUGAGAUGAGAUUCGACAUUCGUUCCACCUUUUUACGUACGCCUUCACGGUUAACAACGACGAUGUAUCAUUACAAAAAUCCUGACAUCUAAUACAAAACGUUCGAAUUUCUAAAAUACACGAUGAUGAUAUAUUAAACGCGAUCGACACCUUCACCGUCGAAACCAAGCGUAGGCUUCGAUUUUCUAAAACGAUCAGGUUCAGCGGCAUAGCCAUCGUUAGUUUCUGUAACACUAGAAGCGAUAACCGAUACCUUUUUGAUUUUGUAAACGAAUCUAUGCGACUAAGAUUGCUUCGAUCUUACUUAUCGUCCUGAUCGUCGGAAAGAAAAAAUAAGCGGCAAAGGUGUCGAUCCGUAUCAUGCAGGAAUAAGGUCACCUCCAUAAAAAAAAAAUUAUUUCUCGCGCCAAAAAAGAAUAUACGAUCAGGGAGAACAACGGAACACAAACGUACUUUCAAUUAAAAAGAAAAACGAAGAAGAGAAAGAAAUUCUGUAAAGCAAUACUGAAUUACAGUUAGUCAUAAGAUUGUUUUUAACCUAGUUGUCUUAUAAAUUAUAUAACCAAUAAGAGACAGUUUAGAUUCGCGUAAAGGAUACUAAAGAUAUGUUACACGUGUAUCAACAAGAAUUAAUUCGUACGCCUAGGAAAGCAGUAUACGUAAACGAUGCUGGUUAAACCUAAAUGGCACGUUUUAUACAAUUACAUACAGAAUCUGAGAACUUUACACAACAAAGGACAAUGGAGAAAGUAACUACGAUUUAUAUAAAAAAAAAAAGAA